GUGCGUACUGAGCGCUUGCCCCAUUCCCUCCUCCCUAUUUUAACGCUAGUUAAGAUGGUGGUUAGAGCGUAAAGUGUCUCUACAGAUAAGAAAGAAAAGGGCAAAACAUCUAUCAAGCCUUUUGAAUUAUAGCGAAAUAAUAAACCUAACAUAAUCUAAAGUGUCUAUCUAUACAAAUCUGGACAGUUCAGAGACAUUAGCAAUCCCCGCCCAAUUUGGUGUGACUGUCCAUUUGGAGUGGAAUCCCUGUAAUACGGACAGGCCCUUGACCAGCCGUGACAUCUGCUCCCCCUCGCCGUGCCAUAGGAUGUCCCACAGCCCCGAGAUAAAGGACGACUCCAUGGAGUGCCCUCUGUGCAUGGAGCCGCUGGAGAUUGACGACGUGAACUUCUUUCCCUGCACCUGCGGCUACCAGAUCUGCCGCUUCUGUUGGCACCGCAUCCGCACAGAUGAGAACGGCCUCUGCCCUGCCUGCAGAAAGCCGUACCCGGAGGACCCUGCGGUGUACAAGCCUCUGUCACAGGAGGAGAUUCAGAGGAUAAAGAACGAGAAGAAGCAGAAGCAGAACGAGAAGAAACAGAAGGUGACAGAGAAUCGGAAACACCUGGCCAGCGUCAGGGUGGUGCAGAGAAACCUGGUGUUUGUUGUUGGGCUCUCUCAAAGGCUCGCAGACCCAGAGGUUCUAAAGAGGCCAGAGUAUUUUGGGAAGUUUGGGAAAAUACACAAGGUGGUCAUCAACAACAGCACAUCAUAUGCAGGUUCACAGGGUCCCAGUGCCAGUGCCUACGUCACUUACAUCCGCUCUGAAGACGCCCUCAGAGCAAUACAAUGUGUGAACAAUGUGGUGGUGGACGGUAGAACACUCAAGGCUUCUUUAGGCACAACAAAAUACUGCAGUUACUUCCUGAAAAGCAUGCAGUGUCCCAAACCAGACUGUAUGUAUCUACAUGAGCUGGGGGACGAGGCGGCUAGCUUUACGAAAGAGGAGAUGCAGGCUGGGAAACACCAAGAAUACGAGCAGAAACUACUCCAGGACCUCUACAAAAUGAACCCCAGCUUUCUACAAACACCAACGUGUUCAGGGGAAAAGUCCAAAAGCAAAUCUUCAAAUUCUACACAAAGACCCAGCAACGGCAAGGACGGGUGGCCAACACUAUCGGGGUAUGGUGGCAAACUGGCCAAUGGGCUGUCAGAGGACAGGAAAUCUCCUCCGUUGCUAGACUGCUGUCUGGACCCAGAGGUCAUGACCUCAGACGGGUUAGGACUUGGCCUGGGGCUGGACACUGGGAUGGGGUCUGGCCAGGGGGCUGCCCUGUCCCCCUUCUCUUCUAAUUGUGACAGCAACGGUCCCAGCGACAAACCUCCGGAAUCAAUAGGUAUGGUGAAUGGAGAGACUUUACAACAGAUGCCUAACCGCGAGUCCCCUUCCCCUCCCCCGGGGCUGACUAAGCCCACCAGCAGUUUGGUGGUUCCCAUCACUGUAGCAGACCUCACCGCUCGCUCGCCCUUCGAGGGGGCUGCUGCAGAGUCCCAGUCCCUGUUCUCAGACAACAGUAACUUCAGACACCCCAACCCCAUCCCGUCCGGCCUGCCCCCCUUCACCAGCUCGCCUAGAGGGGGAUCCGACUGGCCCAUGACCCCCGAACCACAGAGCCUCUUCGCAUCAGACACAAUACCGGUCUCCUCCUCCACAGACUGGCAGGCAGCCUUCGGCUUCGGCUCCUCUACUAAACAGCAGCAGGACGACGACCUGGGCUUCGACCCCUUUGACGUGACACGGAAGGCCCUGGCUGACCUCAUUGAGAAGGAGCUGUCAGUCCAGGACCAGCACAGUCCCCUGGGGUCCCCCAGCCCCUUCGGCCUCCACCACCCCGGGUCCCACCACGGCCUCCACAUGCCCCUCUCCAACCCCAACCAUUUCCCCAGCAGCAUUGGACCUCCACCCCGCCUCUCUCAGCUUCACCACAGGCACAUUUCUAGCUCCUUUAGUUUCCCUGGUUCCCAGAGUCAGAGCAGUCAUCAUGGUGGAAGUCAGGCUGCCCAGGCCGCUGCAGCUCGGCAUACCUGGAUGGGCAUGCCUCCCUCGGCACGCAGCAAUAACCACCUCCUCUCACACUUGAACCACUCGGCCAAUGCUGGAGGAGGACAUAGCAACUUCCUGGACUUGAGCAUGCCUCCUCAGCACCACAGUCACAAUACAGGGCUGGGAGGGAUCCCCAUGUCAGAAAACAGCAGUUCUAUAGACGGCCUCAAUGUGAAAGAAUGGCAGGACGGUUUGAGAGCUCUCCUCCCCAACAUCAACAUCAACUUUGGGGGUCUCCCCAACUCCUCCUCCUCUUCCUCUUCCUCCUCUUCCUCCAGUAUGAACCACAUGGGGGGUCCUGGGGGGCUAAACGGGCCAGGGGGACUCUCACACAGUCUCAGCUGGGACGGUACGGCCAGCUGGAUGGACCCAGCUAUCAUCACAGGUAGCAUCCCAGCCUCAGCAGGCAGCAGUUUAGACUGUCUCCAGGAAGACCAGAACCCUCCCCACUGGCUCAAAUCCCUCCAGGCCCUGACCGAGAUGGACGGCCCUGCACUGCCAUCACUCCCCCAGCAGCCCCAGAACCAGCAGCACCAGUCCCUCCACCACAGCCACCACCAUGGCCUCCUAGACCAGGCCUCCUCACACCCACACCUCCACCACAGAGCAGGCUCUGGUUGGGCCCCCUACCUGCCCGGCCUGACCCAGCCCACACACACCAACCCCAGCCAAUUCCACAGCCCUCCCCCAGGCUUCCAGACAGCCUUCAGACCCCCAGGCCAAAGCGCCACAGAGUUGCUACAGAGCGCCGCCGCCGGGGACCGCCACUAAACUAAAGACAGAUUACAGCAGACUACCCCCGACCCAUGUCGUAAUCCCGAUCCCCAAUGCAAUACAGUACACACACUAAUCUGCAGAUUAUCAGAUUAUGAAAAUGAUUAACAAAAUAACAAGGCUUUCUUUUUCUUUCUCCCUCCUUUUUUUUUCUAUUCUAAAGGCCUAUUUGUUUGUUUCGGUUUUCGUGGCACAUGACAUGAAUGACCUGUUAACCCUUUUUGUCUGCUACUGACCGACCCCACUGAGCUCCAGUAGUCAGGCUCGUCUUCAGUAGGAUGCACCGUAGUCAAACGUUUUCAAACGGAAAGGAGCGUUUCUUAUUGGGCAGAUAAGUCCAUGUAAGUCCCUCGCGGUUUUCUUUUGUCUGGUGCGUAAUGAACACGACCCAGGUGAAUUGUUUGGGAUCAGACCGGUGCUGACUACUCUGAGCUUCACGUGGAGUCUGUCCGUAUGAUCUAGACGAGCACAGAGAAUAGGAGCAGUGAUACAUUUUGUGACACCCAAGACGAUAACUCCAAAUGUACAGGAAUCAAGAUUAGCUUAACGGGAGUCAUUUUUAAGAAGUACAUUUAUGAUUAAAUAUGAAACCUGUAGGUAAAUCGGCGUGUGAAAAAAAGAAGUGAAGUCAUGAUUACUCUUUGAGAAUGAAGCAACAAACUGAAUAGUGAAUCUGCUCUUAAAGCUUUGCCCCAAGGGCCCUCAUCCUCCCCACUGAUUGAUACAGGAGACUGAAUGAAACGGUUAACACUCACUCGAUGCAGAGAAGCUUUAAGGCGAACUUUAACUUUAAGGCAAAAAUGAUACCAAAUGCCUUAGUCUGAUUAAGAGGAGGUGGGAUUGAGAAUCUUUAGAGAAAAGCAUGGGUAAAAAUAACUUCAGGCUUGUUUUAAUUGGUUCAGAUGACAGAAAAUGAUGCAGACAGAGAUGGUCACAGAUGGAUAUAAUGUUAGGAUGUGAGAGUGGCUUGGCUGUGCCCUCAAAUCUGCUUCGGGUUCCCUGUUAGGCAGGGUCACAAUGGUCACGUUCCAGGCUGACAAUAUUGCAGUCACGCUGCACUCACGCAGCAACCAAUGGUCAUCGACUUUGCUGACCGGUGUCAGUCUGCUAUAUCAAAUGCGGUUAACUGGUAUAACUGAUUUAGCUAUACCUGAUUAACUAGUUAGCUGAUACAACACCUUGUGAGAUACAGGCAUUGUGAGAGCUGUCAGGCAACUGCAAUGUAGUCUGCCUGGAAUGCUCCCCAAUGGCCUGUCUUGUACAGGUCAUUAAAACCCACAUUCCCUUUGGGGUCAGGGGUCAUGGUGCCCCAUCCUGUAGUAGAGGCAAGAUUCAGUUCGACCUCUGUAUCAGAGGAUGGAGCACUGCCUAACUGGGGGACUGACCGCCGGGGUCGGAAGAAUAAUAAUUAGUCUCACGACUAUUCUCAGAUUGGAAGAAGAACAGGCCUAGCUAGUGUCAAGAUACCAGACCUCAGCACGUUACAUGCUAGUUCUGGGGAAACUAAGAAUGGCUGGAGUGGAGGCCAAAAAAAUGAAGAACCAUAUUUAAAGGAAAAGACCCCAAAAUGAUAUUUUGAUAUCAUUUCAUUAGUCGAUUGUUGAAGUCCCAAAAAAUGUUUUGCAUGGCAGCAAUCACGUUUUUAAGAUUAACUUUCAAAAUACAUAAAUACAGCUGUUAUGAUGCUUUUUUUAUUAUCAUCAGAUGAAGCAAAAUGCAUCAUACCGGCUGUUUUUCUGUAUUUUGAAAGUUUGGGACUGUAUCAGCUUUGGACUGAAUGUUUUGGGGUGGGAUUUUACUUUAAAGACUGUUGUAGGGAAGAUGUAGGCUAAUAAUGGGACGUCCUAAGAUGAAAGGUUUGGUCUGAUACGCACAGUGCCACUGUGUGGCAACUACAGUAGCUAAACCCUUAUCCUGGAAAGUCACAAGAAGACCCAACAGGUAAAUGAUGAAAGGCUUCCUACAUGUCACGAUGUCCUGACGUGCAGCUGUAGAAAAAGAGUGAGAAUUUAAAUAAUGUAAUACGAUAUCGGAGAUAGUGUGAAAGGAAGGUGCUAGAAGACGACGACAAACGACGGCUAGCAAUUUAAUCCAAGGAGCGCUCUGCCUUUCUCUGGGCCUUGAGAAUGAGUAACCUCCCUUCACGGCCUUUAUUUUGAAGUCUUAACUCCAUAAUAUCUACAUCUUUAUCUCUCUCUUUCUGACUCGCUCUCUUUCUCUCUCCUGCUAUCCCCUAUUAAAACAGUAUUCACGAUAAACAUGAACUGAUCCAGGAUGAAACCAACAAUCAGUCAUACUACUGUGGUUUUUUUUAACAUGAUGCUGAGAUAUAAAACACAUUGAGGAGCUUAAAGGAAUUGAACUGUCCACUGCCCGUCUGGAAAAACAAACAUUAAAUAAAAUGAAAAACCCA
This is a messenger RNA of Salvelinus fontinalis (brook trout), 5270 nucleotides long. RefSeq names its product CCR4-NOT transcription complex subunit 4-like. The transcript is spliced from 13 exons. Gene Ontology annotation, biological process: protein ubiquitination. Lineage: Eukaryota; Metazoa; Chordata; Actinopteri; Salmoniformes; Salmonidae. The coding region runs from base 308 to 2854 and encodes 848 amino acids. Gene Ontology annotation, cellular component: CCR4-NOT complex. Gene Ontology annotation, molecular function: metal ion binding; RNA binding; ubiquitin-protein transferase activity. The record is from RefSeq and is a predicted model, not a curated record.